Pyricularia oryzae 70-15 is the source of this 1473-nucleotide messenger RNA. RefSeq names its product carrier protein YMC2. Gene Ontology annotation, biological process: transmembrane transport. The record is from RefSeq and is a predicted model, not a curated record. Lineage: Eukaryota; Fungi; Ascomycota; Sordariomycetes; Magnaporthales; Pyriculariaceae. The coding region runs from base 361 to 1317 and encodes 318 amino acids. Gene Ontology annotation, molecular function: transmembrane transporter activity. The transcript has 2 exons.
GUGAAAGGUACCUACCGUGCUUACCUGUACAACUUGACACUGGUUCUGUUACCAUACCUGCGCUACUAUGACAAAUUGUCAGUAUAAAUACAGCCCUUGAUAAGGAAUUUGUAUCAAUUGACUAUUGAACUCGAAAGCCAAACUCAGAUUAUCACAUUGUGCUUGUGUUUACGCUUACCGAGGAUCUACCUUGCGGGUCAAAUAUUUCAAAUGUUUAGUGGCGUCAAAAUUUUGACCGGUGAAAGCUUAUCAAAAUGGACACUAUAACCACCAAAUCCAAACCACUGUUCAAACGACCAAAGAUAGCAUAGACAACACACAUGUCUGGGUAAGGUAGACAACGGGCGAUAAAUCAUCUCAAUGUCGUCCGAGGCCAAGGCUGUACCGGUCGAGCCUGCGCCCGCCAAGAAUUAUAAAGGCUUCGUCGCUGGUGUUUUCUCCGGUAUCGCAAAGCUUUCAGUCGGCCAUCCAUUCGACACAAUCAAGGUUCGCCUGCAGACGACUGACGCGUCGCGGUUCAGCGGCCCGCUGCAAUGUCUGCUCCAGACCGUCCGCAACGAGGGGUUCGCCGGGCUCUACAAGGGCGCCACCCCUCCCCUUGUGGGCUGGAUGUUCAUGGACAGCGUCAUGUUGGGCAGCCUGACGGUCUAUCGUCGGCUGCUACGCGAAAACGUCUUCAGCACGCCGUUGCCGUCACGUGAUCCGUCCAUCCCUGUGUCCAUGGUCGCCGACACGCUGCCGGCGUACGGCCACGGCAUAGCGGGAGUCAUGGCCGGCUCGACCGUAAGCUUCAUCGCGGCGCCGGUCGAGCACGUCAAGGCCCGCCUGCAGAUCCAGUACGCGUCCAAAAAGUCGGACAGGCUUUACGCGGGGCCUAUCGACUGCAUCAAGAAGAUCCACCGCCACCACGGCAUCCCGGGCCUGUAUCACGGCCUGAGCGCGACGCUGCUGUUCCGGUCCUUCUUCUUCUUCUGGUGGGGCAGCUACGACCUCCUGUCGCGGUGGAUGAAGGAGAACACUGCGAUGAGCGCCCCUGCUGUCAACUUUUGGGCUGGAGGACUGAGUGCUCAAGUCUUUUGGAUUACCAGCUACCCCAGUGAUGUAGUCAAGCAGCGCAUCAUGACGGAUCCGCUGGGCGGCGGGCUUGGAGAUGGCACUCCGAAGUUCAAGAGGUGGCGGGAUGCUGCUGUCACAAUUUACAGGGAAAAGGGCCCCAUGGGUUACUGGAGAGGUUUCUUGCCUUGCUUUUUACGAGCCUUUCCAGCCAACGCUAUGGCACUGGUGGCAUUUGAGGGUGUUAUGAGAUCCUUGCCUUGAAAUGGGAGAACUAGUGUAACUAAUAGACCUUAGACUGUAACAUCAACUCGGCCAAGCCCCAGCAUAACAACGGGCCCGAGACAUCUCUGACCCGGCCGAAUCAAAUGGCACAAAUUCACAACAAUAAAUGUUACAGGGAAAAGACAGUUGCGAGAG